UUCAUCUUUUUUUACCCACACAAAUACACAUUUAUACUCUUUCCUUGACUCUUCCUGUUCCUUUCCUCCUUUCUUCUUUAUUUUUCAAACAACCUAGGCAAGCCAGCAACUUAAAAGGCAAGCAAGUAAUCUAACAAGCAUCCAAGUAAAAGUAUUCCAGUGUUGAGCACUUCAUCUCUCUCUUCAGGAAACAAACGAACGAACAAACAAAGGUCAUCUUCAUUCUCAUGUCUACCCCAAACAUCACGGCCGCAGCACGCGUCGGCGCAAUCGCAUUGAUUGGCGUCCUGGUAUAUUGGUACUGGGCAACUCCACCAAAGUCAGCCAAAACAGAGAAAAUAGCCAAAGACGCUAUUACUACAAUCACCGCGGCUAAAAGCACUUCAACUACAGACACUGAUGCCGAUAUACGAUCAAAUGACGACAAAAAAAAGUUUCCUCAGGAACCAAUUUCCUCACAGGACAAUGAUGAAAAGACUGCUUCUGCCGUCACUGCCGUUAUUGAGGCUAGCACCACUACUGAUGCUG
Messenger RNA from Lobosporangium transversale, 528 nucleotides. RefSeq lists its product as hypothetical. The transcript has a single exon. The annotation marks the transcript as partial. NCBI's taxonomy places the organism in Eukaryota, Fungi, Mortierellomycota, Mortierellomycetes, Mortierellales, Mortierellaceae. The record is from RefSeq and is a predicted model, not a curated record.